Messenger RNA from Hevea brasiliensis (rubber tree), 1312 nucleotides. Its product is annotated as probable rRNA-processing protein EBP2 homolog. The coding region runs from base 160 to 1056 and encodes 298 amino acids. Lineage: Eukaryota; Viridiplantae; Streptophyta; Magnoliopsida; Malpighiales; Euphorbiaceae. Gene Ontology annotation, cellular component: preribosome, large subunit precursor; nucleolus; nuclear periphery. Gene Ontology annotation, biological process: ribosomal large subunit biogenesis; rRNA processing. The record is from RefSeq and is a predicted model, not a curated record. The transcript is spliced from 2 exons.
GUCAGAAUCACGAACGGCCCAGACUUGGCCCAAUUUUUAUACCCUUCAUAAUAUCAUUAGCAAUUUAGCAUCGCUAGAUCGCUCUAGAAAUUGCUCUCUAGGGUUUUGCAAGGGUUUUGAGUUUUGAGAGGACACACGCAAAAAAGAAAGGUUUAUUUAAUGGGGACAACAGAUAAAGAUUUGAGCCUGUAUGAUGAGAAGCCUUUGCAAGAUAAUGAAAUGGAUGAUAUGGCAUAUGAAUCUGAGUCCGAAUCAGAGGAAGAAGAUGCAAAGUUGUCUAUACCUUCACAGAAUGCCAUAUACAACAGAGAUGGUCUCAAUGACAAACUUCAAGAUAUUAGCUGGCCAGAAAAUGUGGGAUGGAUACACAAGCUUUCUGUUGACAUUGAUCAAGAACAAGAAGUGGAUGUGAAUGAUGACCUGGCACGAGAGUUGGCUUUUUACACACAAGCAUUGGGGGGAACAAGGCAGGCCUUUGAGAAGCUUGAGUCAAUGGGGCUUCCUUUUCUGAGGCCUCCUGAUUAUUAUGCUGAAAUGGUGAAAUCAGAUGCUCACAUGGAGAAGGUGAAGGGUCGGCUUUUGGCUGAGAAGAGAAACAUUGAAGAGUCUGAGGAAAGAAGGAAGGCUAGAGAAGCAAAGAGGCUUGCUAAAGAGGUUCAGACGCAAAAACUGAAAGAGAGAGCUAUGCAGAAGAAAAUGGAGAUAGAGACUGUUAAGAAGUGGAGGAAGCAAAGGCAGCAAAGUGGUUUUGCCAGAGGCGAUAAAGAUGGUGAAAUGAAUUUGUCCUUUGAGGAUGGGAACGUAUUUGAAAGGCCAAGCAAGAAGAGGCCAGGGGUAUCUCCAGGAGAUCGGUCUGGAGGGAAAGCAAAACAAGAUUGGAAAAAGGGAGGCAAAAAAAGACUGGAGAAGCAACAGAUGAAAAGGGAAGCAAGGAACUCCAAAUUUGGAUUUGGUGGGAGGAAAGGCUUGAAGAAGCAGAACACAGGUGAUACUACUGACAAUUUGAGAGGCUACAACAACGGUGGUGCUCCAGGAAAUAAGAAAAGGAAGAGGUGAUAUGCUAGCCUGUGGCUUUGCUUUAUGCAAGACUUAGAAUGAACUAAUUGUGUUUCAACCAUCUUGGAAUUUUACUAUACUAUUUAUUUACAUUAUUUUUGUUAGGGCUUGUAAUAGCUUUGAUCUCCUCUGUUUCUAAAUCAUGUAAACUUUAAGCUGAUGGCAUUCUGUGCUACUGGCAUUUGGUCCUGAAGUGACGAUAUCUGUUUCCUUUCUGGGUUUAUUUACAGCAUCCAGAAAACAUUGUUCUUGCUAA